AUGACUUCCUUAAUGCAGAUCCUGAAGAUAAAUAUUGAAGAGAAAAUUGUACUCGUGGGUCAAUUGACCGAGACAUUUUAUAGUAGUUCGUGUUCAAAUGUGUCGGAUGUAGUUCGUAAUAUAUUACAACAGGCUCAACAAAGUGAUGUUCGAAUUGGCGCUAAGCUUAUUCGCCUCCAUUUCCAUGAUUGCUUUGUCGAUGGUUGUGAUGGCUCGAUUCUGCUAGAUAAUGCAGAUGGCAUACAAAGCGAGAAAGACGCCGGUCCCAAUAUGAAUUCAGCUGAUGGAUUUGAUGUUGUUGAUGACAUAAAAACAGCAUUGGAGAAUGUCUGUCCUGGUGUCGUCUCAUGCGCAGAUAUUUUAGCUCUUGCUUCUCAAAUUUCAGUAACCCUGGGAGGAGGUCCCUCAUGGGAAGUUUCUCUAGGCAGAAGGGAUAGCAGAAAAGCAAACCCAUCAGGGGCCAAUAGUGACAUCCCUAGCCCUUUAGAGAGCCUUAAUAACAUCACGUCCAAGUUCAGCGCCAAGGGUCUUGAUUCCACCGAUUUAGUUGCUUUAUCAGAAUCUUCAGGUGCUCAUACCUUUGGGAAAGCCAAAUGCGGUACUUUCAGUCACCGGCUUUACAAUUUCAGCAACACGGGGAACCCAGACCCGAGCAUGGACUCUACUUACCUGAAUACAUUGCGGCUAACUUGUCCUCAAGAUGGAAAUGACACGACUUUAGCUAAUCUUGAUUAUUCGAGUCCCUAUGGUUUUGAUAAUAACUACUACACGAACCUCCAGAGUAACAGGGGACUUCUUCAGACGGAUCAAGAACUGUUCUCAACAAGUGGAGCCGAUACGGUUGCUACUGUCAACCGGUUUGGGAAAAGCCAGAGUGAAUUUUUCAAUGCUUUUGUUCAGUCCAUGAUUAAAAUGGGAAAUAUAAGUCCCUUGACAGGAAACAAUGGAGAAAUCAGGGCAGAUUGCAAACGCGUUAACUAGACGAGCAUUUGGAACAUAUGUUGGAAGUGUGAAACCCUUUUUCUUUUCCGAAU
Messenger RNA from Olea europaea var. sylvestris, 1034 nucleotides. Its product is annotated as peroxidase A2-like. NCBI's taxonomy places the organism in Eukaryota, Viridiplantae, Streptophyta, Magnoliopsida, Lamiales, Oleaceae. The transcript is spliced from 5 exons. The record is from RefSeq and is a predicted model, not a curated record. Gene Ontology annotation, molecular function: peroxidase activity; heme binding. The coding region runs from base 1 to 981 and encodes 326 amino acids. Gene Ontology annotation, biological process: hydrogen peroxide catabolic process; response to oxidative stress.